Molecule: messenger RNA, 888 nt
Organism: Magnolia sinica
Lineage: Eukaryota; Viridiplantae; Streptophyta; Magnoliopsida; Magnoliales; Magnoliaceae
Product: FCS-Like Zinc finger 17-like
Exons: 2
Coding region: 69-572 (167 amino acids)
Source: RefSeq, a predicted model, not a curated record
UCAUUCCAAACCUCAUCAUCCUCCCUCCCUCUCUCUCUCUCUCUCUAUCUCUCUCAGAGCUGUUGGAAAUGCUUACAAGGACCAGGAGCUGUUUCAAGCUAGGUGAGGAGAGUGAUGAAGAGUACAAAGGAAGAUGUAGCACUACUAGAGACAUGGAAGACUCGGAGGUGAAGGGAUGGAACCCCGGCCCACCAUCAUCGAACCCGGUGGGGCUAAGAAUUCUCAUCCAACGGUCUGGAAGAGAGCUGAACGUGCUCAACAAGCCCAUGUUGAUACAGACCCUGUACAUGGAUGGAACCCGUUUCUUUCCAACCACCCCAGUUUCCAGUUUCCUAAAGCUAUGCCAUUUGUGUAAGAGGAAGCUGAGUCCAGACAAAGACGUCUACAUGUACAGGGGUGACCAAGGAUUUUGUAGCGUCGAAUGUCGCUGCCGGCAAAUUUUCUUAGAUGAGAUGGAAGAGAGAGAGAAUUUCAUGAAAUCAAAGGCCGCGAUGCUCCCUCCACGUUGCCGCCGGAGAGGCGAUCGAAUUCAACCGUCGGAUCGCCGCAAGGGAAUCCCAGCCAUGGCAUAAGCCAAUAUUAACCGUACAUCCCUAGAUUGGCCAACCAACGAUUCGAUUUGGAUAUUAGAUUUCGAAUCAGACUUUGAGACCACAUGAACCAUAUUGUCGGCGCAGGAAAAUUCGACUACGGUUUAUACUCUUUUUUAAAUCCGAUUUUCAUGGCAUGAAAGAUGGAUGAGUAAAUAUAAGUGAUGAAGAAUUAUAUGUAACAUGAAAUAUAGGAAAUAGAUAAUUUUAUUGUUUUAAAAUGUAAGAGAUGUUUUCUUUUUUGUGUUGUAUCAUGGAUUAGUUAGCAUUAAAUGGGAAAAUAUAUAGUUUCUAUCAA